GAACGGGAAGUAGAUGCAGCGUCUCUUUAAAGAAGCACUACUGAAGAAACUCAGACAGUUAGGAGCGUGACAACGGGAGGACAGAGACGGAGAAUCACCAUGAACGAGCUCAAAUGGAUUCAAACUUCUUUACUUCUCACAGCGCUGCUUCAGUUUGAUGCAGCAGCAGCUGUAGAUAAAGAAGUCAGAGUUGGAGAGGACGCCACGUUGUCUUGUGAAACUGCGAUACAAGGUCAACAGAAGUGUGAAUAUACGACAUGGCUCUUUGUUGAUUCAGGAAACACAGCAGCAGGAGACCUGGUUACACUUGGUCAGGUUAAAAACUCUGGAGUUAAAUCAGACAGACUGAGAGUUACAGAGGACUGUUCUCUGGUUAUAAAGAACAUCACAGAGGAGGAUGAUGGAUAUUAUGUCUGUCUACAGGACAUAUCAGGAAGAAGAACAGACAAUGUGACUCUAGUUCUUCUAUCUGUUAUCAAGAGUGACGACGCAAGAGAAACAACAAGACCACCACCACCAACAACAACAACAACAACAACAGAUCAACACGGCAAUUGUACAGGUUCUUCUGAUCUGGACUUGGUCAUGUUGGCUCUGCGUGUGGCUGAACUCCUCCUGAUUACUGUGAUCACUGUUCUUCUCUUCAGAGCUCGAGGGAACCAGAGACCACCUGAUGACAUCACUGUGUAUUAUGAUGGAGAUGAAGGCUCAGUGAACUAUGAAAAUGAUGGAGAACCUUCUGCUUCUGUCAGACUCCACUGAUCAACAACUUCCACACAAACAUCCACUCAGCAGAUACAUUAAUCCACCGCUUUCAAUCAUUUCUAUAUCGUACUUUUGAGCAUAAAAACAUGGAUCCACAUUUCAUUUGAGGUACUAAGUGAGGAUUUAAUAAAUGUACUGAAAUAUGAAGUUGAUAUUUGUUACGGCGUCCUUAACCAAAAUUAUUAAACCAAGGCUCAAAACUCAGAGACCGAAAACAUACAAGGACGCCACAAAGAUUUAAAGUUCAACCCGAGCUUUAUUUAAUGUAAAUACCACUCUCCCCCCAAAGUAAUCAAAGAUAAAUAAUAAACUAAAGAAACAAAAGGGGCUGGAGACCCCGACAAAAAAAAAAAAAAAGAUGGGAAGAUGCUGAGCCAACCACGUAAUGUGUCGUCGUUAUGGCACCUCCCCCUAAAACUACCAAAGAAGAAAAGAUUAAACUAAAGAAACAAAAAGACCCAAAAUAGGACUAACAGUGAUCUCCAGUCCAAACUCAAAUAAUAAAACCCAACAAUGUUAACAUAUGUGGGGAAAACCAGUAAAACUGGGAAACAAAAGCUCCUCACCACAUCACUGCCCAGAGUGUGUGCGCCCCUAACUCUCCUACCUGGCUCCUCUAAAUACCCCUCCCCCUCCUCCUCCUCUUCCUCCUCCUCCUCCUCCUCCUCACUGAGCACAGAUUGUACUCAGGUGAGCAGCAGGUGAAGGAGGAGGGAUAAUCAGGGAGAGAGAGAGAGAGUAGGUGUGUAGCAGGUAGAGAUAAAGAGAGAGAGAGAUCAUCACUUGGGGGAAUCUUCAGUUUUUGCCAACAUGGAAGAUAAUAAUUUUGUAGAAAGCUUCAUUUGUAUAAAGUUCUUCAUAUUUUUGAGUGCCUUUAAAUGUCAGUAUAACCAAAUUUUAAUCACUAUGUCAAAUUAACUUUCAUGUCUUAUUGUUGCUUCAAUAUAUUUGAUUGAAUGUGUAUAUUUUACUUAAAGGAGAUCUAUUAUCCUCACUUUCACCAUUAAUCCUGUCAGUCUGGGACACCUAUUGAGUAGUGUUGUGAGAUGUGUAACUCAUAAACUUUCUUAUUUUUCUCAUACUGUCAUCAUUGAAAUCCCAAAUUUCAACCUCUGCCUGAAAUGGUUCAUUUCAGCGUCUGUCUCUUUAAGACCCCCCCCCCCCCCCCCCCCCCCCCCCACGUGCCCACUUUACUCCGAUUGGCCAGCAUUUCAGAAGCUUCCUGCGGGAGAACCAAUGAGCUUCCGGUUGGGCGUGUCCUUGAAAGAGCUGGUGGUCAUUUCCUGCAACUUUACCCCAUGUUUUGUUCUGAUGCAUCAGUGGCUAACUUUCACGACUUUUCCUUUAACGUCUCGUUCAGAGCAGCAGGAAACCACGUCCGGGGAUUACACCAACAUCUGUGUAUAAUGUGUUUAAAAAAAUGUUGCAGAGGUUAUUAUGGUAUUAUGCUCAUUAUAUGUAUGUUUUUAAAUAUGGAUCAGUAUAAUAGAUCUCUUUUAUUAUUUUUCAGUCUUCAGUCUGUAAUAAUCAUGUCUUUAUUAAAUCAUAUUAAAUCUGCAUAUAAAUAAACAUUUACCACUUAA
Messenger RNA from Labrus mixtus (cuckoo wrasse), 2348 nucleotides. RefSeq lists its product as uncharacterized. The transcript has 6 exons. The record is from RefSeq and is a predicted model, not a curated record. Lineage: Eukaryota; Metazoa; Chordata; Actinopteri; Labriformes; Labridae. Gene Ontology annotation, molecular function: MHC class II protein binding; protein tyrosine kinase binding. Gene Ontology annotation, cellular component: external side of plasma membrane; membrane raft. The coding region runs from base 100 to 762 and encodes 220 amino acids. Gene Ontology annotation, biological process: positive regulation of ERK1 and ERK2 cascade; interleukin-15-mediated signaling pathway; T cell activation.